Molecule: messenger RNA, 2287 nt
Organism: Pogonomyrmex barbatus (red harvester ant)
Lineage: Eukaryota; Metazoa; Arthropoda; Insecta; Hymenoptera; Formicidae
Gene: chic
Product: profilin chickadee
Cellular component (GO): cell cortex
Molecular function (GO): actin monomer binding
Source: RefSeq, a predicted model, not a curated record
GUUGAAGGGGGAGGGAUGGCGAACGACCGGCGUUUCGGAGCCGCGUAUCGGUAGUCGCGAGACGAGGCAGUCGGUGACGGGUUGUGGUCGUCUAGUGUGGCGUAGUGAACAGUUUCGGUCGUCUCACCUCCCCUUGUGUUCAAAAAUGAGCUGGCAGGAUUAUGUUGAUAAGCAGCUGCUCGCGUCUAGGUGUGUUACCAAAGCGGCGAUCGCCGGACACGACGGCAAUGUGUGGGCGAAAUCUGAGGGUUUCGAAGUAAGUAAAGAAGAGCUCGCGAAAUUAGUGCAGAGUUUCGAAGAGCAGGACAUCCUGACGUCGUCGGGGGUUACCUUAGCCGGCAAUAGGUACAUCUACCUAUCGGGCACGGACCGUGUGAUAAGAGCAAAACUCGGCAAAGUCGGCGUUCACUGCAUGAAGACGACGCAAGCCGUAGUUGUCUCCCUGUACGAGGACCCCAUACAACCACAGCAAGCCGCAUCUGUCGUUGAAAAACUGGGCGAAUACCUCGUGUCCUGCGGCUAUUAGUAAACCUCUGGGACCCAACACAAAUAUCUAAUAUUAAUAAUAAACGAUACGAUCGAUUAUUUUAAUGAACAGCGAAUGGAACAUGCGCCAUGCCGCACGAGUCGCCCGGGAACUGCCGCACGCCCUACCGCGCGAUCCACGAUGAAGAUACAACAGCAACAGCAACAACAACAACAACACAUAGUCGAGAACAGCAACUACCCCAUUACUUGCUCGAGUCAUCAUUCUCUCCUCUUCGAUUUUCUUUGAUGCGAUGUAGAGAACGGGAAAGGAAGACACGCGCGAGCUCAUGCCGAAUACACGCACGCAUCAUACGUAAACAACGACGUGUCCCUCCCUCCGUCCUUCCCCCCUUUAUCACCCAUUCCCUCGCGCCCUCUGUCACCGCUCUCGCACGCGUAUAAAUCCGACGUCCUUUCCUCACCUCCCCCUCCCCAACUCCCCGCCUCCGCCACCGCCCCCGUUCCCCUCCUCUGCAUCAUACAUACGUACUUAAGCAUCUACGUGUGAAUCUCUUAGUUAUGCGUGUUUCGCGUCAUGUCGCGUCGUGCAAUUUAACACAGCGCGAGAGCGUCGGAGAUCUCCCGGAAAGCUUCGGCGUCUUAUGCAUACCCCCCGAUACGGAUAUACCAAUGUCUCAUAUUACCACGUCUGCUCUCUAUCUACUCCCAAACCCCCGCCCUCCCCCCCCCCAUGAACGAUCAACGUGUAGACAUAACGCAAGUCUCCCGAGCGAGACGCGAGGAACGCCCCGACGCAUCGCGCGAGGAGAGACGACCGAGCGAUCGAUGACGGGGACGCCGGCGAUCGACCCGGAGGUCGGUCGGUCCGGAUAAAUCCGCCGCCGUCGUGGCGAGAUGGCGACCAUCGCCAGCACGGGACGACGACACCGUGGAGCCGAUGUUGUAGGGCUCGCGAGCACGCGUACGAUUCUCCGAUCACAAGAGGGUAGGAAGGUGCGCGAGAGCGCGAAAAAAAAGCGCGCGGCGGAUUGUGACGCGCGUGACGAUUCCUCGCGCGGUGAAUUUCCAUCGGCUGCGCUUCCAGCAGCACGGGGGUCAUGAGACUCGUGAACGGGAGGCUGGAACUUUGUGUGCGCCUCCACCACUCAUCGAGAAGAUCGCGAUGGAUCGUGACGCGCGUCGCGAGAUUCGUCACGAGAAGAAAUCGGCUCCGAAUGCGAACGUCGCGUCGUCCUCCACUUCUUUCCGAUUGCGCGCAUUCACUUUUUUUCCUCCGGGAAGGAAGGAAGGAAGGAAGGAUGGAAGGAAGGAAGGAAGAAGCACACCGGUCGCUUCCGCGAGGAAUCGCGGUCUUUGAGCUUGGAUUUGUCAUCAUCUCUGUCGCUGUUUAAGAGACACGCGUCUCGCGAAGGUAGUUUAGUCUCCGCGGAAGCGAUCGAUCUCGUCUCGUAAAUCAAGACAACUCGGACACAGUCGCUUCGUUCAUGCACUAGCUUUACGUGUGCACGAGGAAAUGCACAUCGACGAUAUCGGAUAUCACGGAUAUCAGAGAGAGGAAGAGAAAGAGAGGAUGUGUGCAUGAAAAAGAACGAGAACGCAAAACAAACUUUUGUGACCGUUUUACAUGAUGUUUCGCUAAAACGAUACAAACACACAUAUAAAUUAAAUAUAAGAAAGAGAGAAAGAGGGAGAGAGAAAUAAUGAUAAUAAAUAAAAAUAAACUAUUGUGUGUUAGGCUUACUAUCUUUUUCGUAGUAACACGAAAGGGUGAACGCGUAUGCGCACGAGCAGAGAGAGA